Molecule: messenger RNA, 810 nt
Organism: Alternaria ventricosa
Lineage: Eukaryota; Fungi; Ascomycota; Dothideomycetes; Pleosporales; Pleosporaceae
Exons: 1
Coding region: 1-810 (269 amino acids)
Source: RefSeq, a predicted model, not a curated record
AUGGCCACUCCCUCCACCCAAGCCCCCCAGCUCAUGGGUAUCACAGGCGACAACUGCGCAUCCUGCGAUUCGACUACCGUCCCACUUUACGACUUGUCUUGCCACAAGAGCGACGACUUCCACUGCCGCGACUGCCUCACCAAGACUUUCCACGCCGUCAACGACCAAUUCGUACGGUGCCCACACCCGUCAUGCCGCCGCAUUGUCGGCUUCGAGCAGCCUAUACCUCUCGCACAAGACCUCCGUCUAGACAACCAGUUUUACGACAAGGAGCGCAUCGACAAGAUCCGCGAGCAGCCGGAGGUCAUGAACAACCUGAUCGCGUUCGUAGGCGGGGAGGCUGAGGUCAUUUUACAACACGUCUACACUAUGUUCGAGGACCAGCUCCUGGACCCCGUAGCCCUCGGCGGCGUCGCUGGACACUACACUGCGCGUGCCGCAAACACGCUCGUAGCCAGCUUCGCCUGCAACCCCUUCGUCUGCGGGUUCCUCGCUCAAAUCAAAGACGCGAUCAAGCUGAUGACUACCCCGUAUGAGCUUGAAGAAGACCUCAAUGCCCUUCUUGAUAGACUACUUCACGAGUACGCGCAGUUGAACUACGGGAACGAACUCACUCGGCACGGUAUUGAUUUGGAGCAUGAGGGCGCGGUGCUGGCUGCUGCACUGAAUAACUACAAGCCCUUCAACGAGCUCAAGGAGAAUUGGGAGCUGAUCAUCAAGAAGUGGGUAGAGCUGCUGGCUUGGAGGCACUUGGAGCGCCUGGCACCGCCUGAAGGAGGUGCUGCGGAGCGGAAAAAUCGCCAAUUUUAG